AUGAUCAUAUGGAAAGGCACUCGCAUCAUUGGCUGUGCGACGAGAUGCUUCAGCACAUCUUCCCGCAGGACUGAGAUCCGUCAUCUGUCCGAACUGCCUGAGCGCGUUCAGCCCACGUUCAAAGAGACGAGUAAUCACGACCUACUCUCGCUACGAUGGCCUUCCCCACCUCGCAAUAUUCUGGUCGUGCGGAAAGACAAUGACGAUGAUGCCCUUGAGGCCGUCUUGGAGUUCGGACACCACAUUCGCUCGACCUAUCCCGACAUCUCCCUCAUCUUCGAGCCCUAUGUUGCAGAAGAGCUGCAUAGGAACUUCGACUUCCCCAUCUAUGCGGCGAAUGGCAAGGAGAAUGCUGCAUACCAAGAGAAGGUGGACCUGACCUCGACGUUUGGCGGCGAUGGUACAAUCCUCCACGCUGCAUCCCUCUUCGCCACUGCUCAGAGUGUACCUCCCAUUCUAUCUUUCAGCAUGGGUACAUUGGGUUUUCUGGGCGAAUGGCGGGUCGGCGAAUACAAGCGUGCGUUUCGUCAGGCCUACGUGUCCGGAGCGCCAGGCCCUCUCCACGCGAAAAGCACCGACGACCCCGACCACACCUCCAACCCCUUGCGGCCAGGCGCGUUGCAGGCUUGGUCGAACAUCAAAGGCAAGUCUAUGGGCCACACGCGAAAUUCCCGGAUUCUGAUGAGGAACCGACUGCGUGUGGGGCUCUUUGAUGAGAAUGGCACCCGGCUACCGCAUGGGCCUCCCUCUGCCUACACCAAUAACCCGGGCGAAGAUGUUUUCGCUCUGAACGAAGUACUGCUACAUCGUGGAUCCCUGCCCCACCUGGCACACAUUACCAUCCUCAUUGGAUCACCUCCUCACCAGCGCACCCUCACUACCGCCAUCGCAGACGGCUUUCUCAUCAGCACCCCGACGGGAUCGACAGCGUACAGUCUGUCGAGCGGUGGGAGCAUCGUCCACCCUCUCGUCAGCUCUCUCCUCUUGACACCCAUAUGUCCCCGAUCACUCUCCUUUCGACCUCUCGUUCUUCCCGCGAACACUCCCAUCACCUUGCGCAUUGACGAGGAGAACCGCGGCAAGGAAAUCGAGGUCUCCGUUGAUGGUGCUCGACGACAGACGGGCCUCAAGACAGGCAUGGAGGUUAGGGUGGUGGGGGAGGAAGUCCGGUCUCCUGGUGCUCCUGGCUCACGCGAAUGGGCGGGUGGAGUGCCGAGUAUUGUCCGCAGUGGCGGCGCUGCUGAUGGUGAGGACCACUGGGUGGGAGGACUGAACUCGAUGUUGAAAUUUAACUAUCCCUUUGGUAAUGGAUGA
Molecule: messenger RNA, 1314 nt
Organism: Neohortaea acidophila
Lineage: Eukaryota; Fungi; Ascomycota; Dothideomycetes; Mycosphaerellales; Teratosphaeriaceae
Product: ATP-NAD kinase-like domain-containing protein
Exons: 2
Coding region: 1-1314 (437 amino acids)
Biological process (GO): NAD+ metabolic process; NADP+ biosynthetic process
Molecular function (GO): NAD+ kinase activity
Source: RefSeq, a predicted model, not a curated record